AGGAACCAAUGCUCCAUUACCAAUUUUUGUCUAAAAUUUACUUUGAUAAUGGAGCCUUCAAGGGCUUGGGCAAUGUGUGUGGGGCUUUGAAGCUAUUUUUGGUGCUGCUGCUUACUUUUUUGUGACGUUGGCCAUAUGCAGUAUUAUAAUUUUCUACAUUUUGUAUUUGUAAGACUUGAUUGGUGGUACAAAACUUCAGGGGUGUUUGUCUUAGUGACAUGAUUCCAUUUUACAUGGGGAAGCUCUUUAGACAAUCUGGGGCAUCUGAUGAUGUUUGUUCAAAGUUGGGGAUCAGCAAGGAGAGAGCAAUGAAUAUCACAUCUGUAGUUCAACGAUAUGGGAAUCUCGUAGGUUUUGUAGAACGAUUUUCCCUUGGAGUGAGAAAUCCGACAGCAUUCCUAGCAGGAGCACUGGACGUAUCUCCAGAAUGUUUCUUUGCCGGUGUCUGUUGUGGUGGCUUGAUCACUCUUCCAGUUCAGUUGGGGAUUGGAUUCUUACUGAGAGAGCGUCCUGUGUUCGCCCUUGCAACUGUUGCAACCGUUGUGGGAAUUUGGACUGUGUUCCCCUAUGCUGUGGCUGCUUCAACAGCAUUAUUCCUUUAUCUAAGGCGACGCCUCUACUCUAGGUAGUCCUGCUUGUAAGUUUUUGCGGAAUUUAUUAGUCCCUGGGGAUGAAGCAGACAAGAGCUAUGGAUUUGGUAGAUAGGGGCUAUGGAUUUGUUCGUCUGGAGGGACUUUUUAUUAAUAUAGUUCAGAUGAUUUUGCAAUUACUUGUUGAUUAAUUAUUCUUGCUUUUUCUUUGGUUUUACUGAUAGGUAGUGGUGAUAGGAACCAACUUAGAAUGAUUUACAAAUUGAUGUAUAGCUAAGUAGUGUUGCCAUUUUAUCAAGGAAAAUUUCCCCUUGUUCAUUGUAGGUUAGAUGUCCGUCUCUCUUUGUAUUAUGAUUUUUGAAAUACGAAGAGUUGUAAGUUUGUACCAAUACAUCAUUUCACAUCUGAAAAUGCGAC
Molecule: messenger RNA, 1007 nt
Organism: Ilex paraguariensis (yerba mate)
Lineage: Eukaryota; Viridiplantae; Streptophyta; Magnoliopsida; Aquifoliales; Aquifoliaceae
Source: the annotation of a GenBank genome assembly